CCCCGGCCCCUCUCUGGAGGUUGAGAGUAACAAGUCGGUGUCCGGAGCGGGGAGUCGCGCAUCGCGGGGUGGCGGUGUUGCUGGUUGUGUUCACGCCUCCGCUUUCCCCAGGGGCUCUGGAGAGUGCGUCAGCGGGGCAGAGGAUCCCAGCGCAGGUCCUGGCAUGUUCUCCUCGGCGAGCCCUUACAAGGGCCAGCGGUACGCGGCCCUGAAGAAGCAGUGUCUACACAGCAAGGUGCUCUUUGAGGACCCUCUGUUUCCAACCAGCGAUGAGUCGCUCUUCUUCCAGCGAAACCAAAUCGGCCGGGUGGAGUGGAAGAGGCCCAAGGACCUGUGUGCAGACCCCCACCUGUUCGUCAAUGGCAUCAGUGCGCACGACCUGCACCAGGGCCAGCUGGGCAACUGCUGGUUUGUGGCGGCCUGCUCCAGUCUGGCCUCCCUGGAAGCCCUUUGGCAGAAGGUCAUCCCAAACUGGAAGGAGCAGGAGUGGGAAACCGAGAAGCCCGAGACCUACGCCGGCAUCUUCCAUUUCCACUUCUGGCGCUUUGGCGAGUGGGUGGAUGUGGUGAUCGACGACCGGCUGCCCACCAUCCAUAACCAGCUGGUCUACUGCCACUCCAAUGACGCCAACGAGUUCUGGAGCGCCCUAGUGGAAAAGGCCUAUGCCAAGGUAAAUGGCUGCUAUGAAGCACUGGAUGGGGGAAACACAGCCGACGCGCUGGUGGAUUUCACAGGGGGGGUGUGCGAGCCCAUGGACAUGCUGGAGGGAAAAUUCUCGCAGGACGAUGUGGCUCGGAACCACCUCUUCGACAGAGUGCUGAAGGUUCACACCCGUGGGGGGCUCAUCAGCUGCUCCAUCAGGGCGACCAGUGUGGAAGACAUGGAGGCGCGGUUAGACUGCGGCCUGGUGAAAGGCCACGCCUACGCAGUGACGGACGUGCGCAAGGUGCGCCUGGGCCACGGCCUGCUGGCCUUCUUCAAGUCAGAGAAGCUCAACAUGAUCCGCAUGAGGAACCCCUGGGGGGAGAAGGAGUGGAAUGGGCCCUGGAGUGACAGCUCUGAGGAAUGGCAGAAGGUGAGCAAGGGAGAGAGGGAGAAGCUUGGAGUCACUGUCCAGGAUGACGGGGAGUUCUGGAUGAACUUCGAGGACUUCUGCAAGCACUUCACAGACAUGAUUCUCUGCCGCCUCAUCAACACGUCUUACCUGAGCAUCCACAAGACCUGGGAGGAGGAGGUCAUGCGAGGAUCCUGGACGUUGUCCGAGAACCCGCUGAGUAACCGGGCUGGGGGUUGUGUUAACCACAAGGCCACCUUCCUGCAGAACCCCCAGUACAUGUUCGACGUGAAGAAGGUAGAAGACGAGGUUCUCGUCUGUCUGCAGCAGCAGGACCAACGCAGCCACCGCAAGGAAGGCAAAGGGGAGAACAUGGCCAUCGGCUUUGACAUCCAGAGGGUUGAGCUGAACAGAACUUACCGGAUGCACCAGACCCAACAAAAGGUGGCCAGCUCCAUCUUCAUCAACUCCCGCAGCGUGUUCCUGAGGAAGGAGCUGAAGGAGGGCCGUUAUGUCAUCAUCCCCACGACCUUUGACCCCAUGCAGCAGGGUGACUUCCUGCUCCGUGUGUUCAGCGAUGUGCCUUCACACUGCAAAGAACUGACCAUCGACGAGCCCCCCCAGACAUGCUGGUCGGGGAUGUGUGGCUACCCUAAACUGGUGACACAGGUGCAUGUGGUCCGGGCCGAGGGGCUCCAGGGCCAGGAUUCUGACGGAGUUUCCGACCCCUAUGUCAUCAUCCGCUGUGAGGGCGUGAAGGUUCGCUCCCCAGUGCACAAGAACACCUGUAAUCCGGACUUUGACGUCAAGGGGCUCUUCUACAGGAAGAAGGAGAAAGAUCACAUCCAGAUCGAGAUCUACAACUGGAAUGUGGGGUGUGACUCCUUCUUGGGUCAGGUGACCCUGUCCAGCACCCCCAAUGACCUGCAGGAGACGCACACAGUCCACCUGCGGGACAAGGGGAACCGCCAAAGCAAUGACCUGCCUGGGACCCUCACCGUCCGGCUGCUGACCAGCAACGUGCUGACUAACAUCUAAUCCCCCCCCCCAUAUCAUUCCUGCUGUUUGGGGCUUUGUCCAAAACUCGCAUGUACCAACCCCUCCCUCCCCCACCAGUAAGCAGCUUCCAAGAUUAGACUUGUCAGUCUAAUUAUGUUUACAAGGGCUACACCACUGAAGUGUCCCAUUCAGGUCUCUGACCCCCCCUCGCCCCCCCUUUGUUAAGGUUCUUUUUUCCGGCAGUAACCCUACCUAUCCCCCUAUCUUUCGAGAAAAUGCCACACUGCUUUCCUGCACUUUAAAUCGAAUAGCAGUUCUGUCUUGAACGCCGUCUUGCUCUCUCCCUGUGCCAUGAUUGGUCGCUGUGUUUCCUUCACGGGUGCGUGUGGCGGGUCUUUUAUGACAAUAGUGAGCCGACAUUUACCUCUGAUGCACACUGAACGUUUCACGGGACCAAAAUCAUCAGUCGCCAUCAUCGUCGCAUCCUUCCGGUGGGGGGGGGGGGGGGGUCAUUUGGUUUCACAAACUUGGUUAUGGAUCUGUGACGGGUCUGAAGGCAGUGGAGUCGUCAAAGAGGCACUUUAUGGAUGUUUACUAGCUCUGUACCAUGUGUGGGGCAUUUGAGGGUUAUUCUGUCAGUUACUACACAUGACAUUGGGCCUAACCUGAGAGGGGCGUGGCCGGGAGCGUCACCAUGGAAACACAGACCCUGUGCAGGGUUUUAGUGACGCCUCUGUGACAGAGGUGUAGUCCCCCACACAUCCACAGGGUGGCGUGUUUUGCCGCGUCUGCAUGCAGUAUUAAUGCUGUGAUUUUCAAUAGCCAAUAGAUUCCCUGUGAUAUAACACAGCAUUAUUAUUUUAGUUGGUUCCCAUGUGCCGUUCAGCAUGUGACUCUCCACCGUCUGACACUGAAGCCAAAGAGGACAGUCAGUUACCAAGGAAAUUCGCAGGAAGUGGAACUCAGGCCCGUAGACCAGUGCUGGGUAAUUUACUUCGUAACCAAGUUCUCUGCACGGCAAAAUUCCAUGAUAUGAAUACUUACGAAUCCUUUCUUUAAUCGUUUCUAAUCAAUAUUUUGUACUUUUUAAAUAUUUUGUAUCUCUGUUGGGUCUUUGGUUUAAUGCAUUUACGUUUACGGUUCUGAAAGGUUUCCUUUCACCAUACACGAGGUAAAAAUAUUUUAUAAUUGCUGUAUUUUAUGAAUUUGUUGCAUACGUUUCAAAUAAAGCUUUGAAUCUCA
Brienomyrus brachyistius is the source of this 3295-nucleotide messenger RNA. It is a transcript of the gene capn5a, whose product is annotated as calpain 5a. Gene Ontology annotation, molecular function: calcium-dependent cysteine-type endopeptidase activity. Lineage: Eukaryota; Metazoa; Chordata; Actinopteri; Osteoglossiformes; Mormyridae. Bases 164 to 2092 code for a protein of 642 amino acids. The record is from RefSeq and is a predicted model, not a curated record. The transcript has 13 exons. Gene Ontology annotation, cellular component: cytoplasm. Gene Ontology annotation, biological process: proteolysis.